AGCAGAUAGCGCGUGAUGACGAAACUGGAGUACGUAGUAAAGAUGGCGGGCGUGAUGGUAUCGGCAGAGCUGAAGUUCCGAGAUGGACAGAGAGAGAAAAUUUGCGUUAAAGUACAAAAUGAUAUGAGUUCUCUCAUCCACGGAAUAAACGAUCUGAACGUGAACGUCUCACGGCUUCUCAGUGAGCUGGUGGAGCUGGAAAAAUCCCGCGGAGACUGCGCAGCUGAGGAAGAUGAGGACGACAGUGAUGAAGACGAACCAGACGAUCUUCAAAACUCUGAACUACAACCUCCAGCUAAAAGAUCCAAGACGUGAAACCCCUGAGGACUGUUUGAGACAGGAUGACAUAAUUUAACCUUUUUGAACUGAAGAUGCUGAUGUCAGGUGAUCAGUCACAUGACUGAGUAGAAAUCAAUUAAAGCUGUUAGUUUUGUCUCAGGUAAAGACUAAAAUAAAAUGGGAUUUUUAAAACUCA
Messenger RNA from Seriola aureovittata, 475 nucleotides. RefSeq lists its product as uncharacterized. The record is from RefSeq and is a predicted model, not a curated record. Bases 16 to 315 code for a protein of 99 amino acids. Lineage: Eukaryota; Metazoa; Chordata; Actinopteri; Carangiformes; Carangidae. Gene Ontology annotation, cellular component: EKC/KEOPS complex. The transcript is spliced from 2 exons.